AUGGGGGCAGGCCUCAGUUGGGGCGCCUUGCUGGCCAUCCUCUGCAGCGCCCUCCUGCUCCUGCUGCUGGUGCUGCUGGUGGCCGGACUGGGGUGCUCCCGCCGGCAGGCUCUGCAGAAGGGGCUGCUGGGCUCCUGGCAGGACGAUCUUCGCGACAACAUAGUCAACUAUGACGAGCAGGGGGGUGGCGAGGAGGACCAGGACGCCUACGAUCUCUCCCAGCUGCGUGACCCUGAUCUCUUUGGCCCCCCGGUCCCCUGGGGGAAGCCCCUUCGGAGGAGGGACGCCCCCCACGGCUACGCCUUGCCCCUGCAGCUGCAGCGCUGCCCUUCCGACAUUGAGGACUUCAUCAAUGAGGGCCUGGAGGCAGCCGACAGCGACCCCAGCGUCCCCCCCUAUGACACGGCCCUCAUCUACGACUACGAGGGGGCCUGUUCGGCCAGCGGCUCCCUCAGCUCCCUCCAGUCCAGCCUGGGAGACGAAGACCAGGACUACGACUACCUCCAGGAAUGGGGGCCGCGGUUCCAGCGCCUGGCUGAGCUCUAUGGCCAGUAGGGGGCAGAAGGAGCAGCAGGGCCGGACCGGACAGCUGACCAACCUGGCUUGGGCAGCCGCAUCGCCCUCCCGGCUGGCAAGUGGGGCACGUGCCCGGCUGCUUCUCACGUCCCCCGAGAGGCAGGGCCCCUUCCAGCGGCUCGCUUGCCAACUGCAGCUGGGGCAGCCCAGGCAGAGAUUCUGCUGGCAGCUGCUGGAGGAGACUCCCAGGGCCCCCAAAGGCCCCCCUUCUUUCCCCCAGCCGGGACCCCGACAGCCACCUCCAGGGGCCACGAGAGCCUAAAGGGAGGGCGGCUGGGUGAGAAAAACUCAAGGGAACUGAAGAGCCCCUGGGGAGAAGCCAGCGGUGAUGCCCCCUCCCCUCCCCGCCCCAGAACUCGCCAGGGGCCCAUCCUGAAGAGCAGCUUCUGGGCUAAGGGGCAAACCUGGCUGUCUCCCCCCAUAGCCCAGUCCAAGGCUGCAGAAGUGCCAAGGGGGCUCCAGCCAGAAGAAGGAGGCGCUUGGGGGUCUCAGCAGGGGAAGAGGGCAGGAUUUUUUUGGGUGGGGGGGA
Molecule: messenger RNA, 1105 nt
Organism: Thamnophis elegans (Western terrestrial garter snake)
Lineage: Eukaryota; Metazoa; Chordata; Lepidosauria; Squamata; Natricidae
Product: cadherin-15-like
Exons: 5
Coding region: 1-555 (184 amino acids)
Biological process (GO): calcium-dependent cell-cell adhesion; adherens junction organization; homophilic cell-cell adhesion
Cellular component (GO): adherens junction; catenin complex
Molecular function (GO): calcium ion binding; cadherin binding
Source: RefSeq, a predicted model, not a curated record